Messenger RNA from Hymenoscyphus albidus, 2474 nucleotides. The record is from the annotation of a GenBank genome assembly. NCBI's taxonomy places the organism in Eukaryota, Fungi, Ascomycota, Leotiomycetes, Helotiales, Helotiaceae.
AGGCGAUCGAGGCCUCGACUCAACCGAGUCCCAAAGAUCGGUAACAACGUCGCGUCUAUCCUAAAUGUAUUAGUAUAGGCUUAGUGGCCAUUGCCCACACAGAUUUCCAUUCUGAAUUUUGAUGUCCAUCUAUUUAUUUUUCUCCACAUUCUUCACUUGUUCAGGCACCCAAUCAAAAAAAUUGCAGUUUCGUUAGGCAACCACGUCAGCCUAGGGGAUGUUCAUGGUUGUUGAUACGUCAGUUGGAGCUUCACACGAGAAACUAGUGAUUGCACUUUUUAUGGCUUCACGUUGCCACGUGAUAUCAUAUUUCUAGUAGGAGUGAACAGGCUGAGGCUGCGUGAAUUCACCUUUAUUUUGUCUGUUGCUGUGGCUCCGAUCUGACGUCUGAACUGUCUUGCUGCAGUGAAAUAUUUUGACCAGAACAAGCUAGGUCCUCUCUACCUUAUAGACAACACAAGACACCAUACCGACUGAGUGACCGACACAACUCAACCUUAAUUAAGUCUUGGAGUAUCAACUACUUUGUUAGACAUCAACCUCUUUUAACUGCGACCGACCCCGCGUCCCGCCGUACUAUCAAAAAAUUGUAUACUCAAUCUCAAAGUAAGGCAUAUUCAAUAUGGCCUCCAACAAUGGCCAACGCCUUGCUGUUUUCGGUUUGUCGAUGAGCGAACACCAUACCCUUCAGAUGCAGCAAAUCCUCCGAUCAUGCCAGGUCGACCUACCACCCGUUCCUGGAAGUCGAGCAGCUUUAUUCCUAGCACUCUUCAAUCUAGCGAAGGACCUUGACGAGGAAGAGUCGCAGGCUAUCGAAGCUUGGAUCAAGAAUGGCGGUCUAUUUCCAACUCCAGAGAGAUUUAUUCCAGUUCCUAAGUCCGCUGAACCGUCUGAGCCCGCAGAUGUAGAUGAAGAGGAAGAUGGCGACCUUCAGGAUGGCUCCCAAGAUGAAGACGCGGACGACUCGGAACAAGGCGACGAAAGAGAGGAGUGGCAGCAAUAUGAUGAACGGGCAUUUAAUCAAGCUCAUGGCGCCUUCGCGAAUGAUGAAAACGAAGGACGAAACUUCCAUGGCAUGGGCCAUCGCAUUGAGGGACCAACUCAGAAUAACUCAAACGGUACCGAGACGACUAUCAGAAACGAAGAAGCUUCCGAAUCCAGCUCUGAGCUUAGUCUUCCGUAUGGCGAUGACCAUGAACCCAUUGAUCCAUUUGAAACGAGAGAAGUGAUUGAGUCAUCCACACCUAACACUGUGGUCGAUACACGUAGUCGCGUCCACAGAGGAGGCGUUGACGAGGACACUGAUGAUGAGAGAGAGGCAGAAGCCAGUGGUUCCUCAACUCCUACAAGCGAAGAGGAGCUCGAAUGUGGAAUUUGCUACGCCAACUAUCCUAUCUCUGAUUUUGCACCUGAGAAAAUCACCUCAACUUGUGCACAUGACCACCAUAAUCGCUCCUGUCUCUUAUGUGUCAAACAGAGUAUUGCGAGUACGCUAUCACAAGGAACUUUGCACCGACUGAAUUGUGUUUGGUGCCCCGAGAUCUUUUCAAAGGAAGAAGUGAAGAAGUAUGGCUCGGAGGAAUCUUAUGCUCGGUAAUUCCAAGUUCUCCCGCUUAUCCAGGAAAAUGACAGAAGAAACCACGCUAAUCAUGAAUUUAGAUAUGAAUAUCUCCUGCUCCUGGCCAAUCCAUCUAUUACAAUGUGUCUCAACCCUCACUGCUGUUCAGGUCAAGUCCACACAGACACCGACAAUCCGCGAAUGGUAUGCAAGGAAUGCACCUUCGCAAUCUGCGCCCUCCAUAAGAUCCCAUGGCACGAGAACCAAACCUGCGCAGAAUUUGAGCGCUCAUCAACCGCGAUCCAGCGAUUGGAAGAGGCUGAAGCUACAGCAAAGUUACUCGCAAGCGACGAAUCCAAGAUCUGUCCCAGUUGCGGAGAAGGCAUCACGAAGAUUGACGGCUGUGAUCAUUUGUCAUGUAAGUUCCUACCCCCUUCCCAUUCAAAGCCUCCCCAUUUUUGGUCUUGCAUUCGCUUCCACAGUAUCUAACCAACAACCAGGUCGUUGCGGCAAAGAUUGGUGCUUUCUCUGUCUCGCCGACUGGGGAAACAUCAUGCGCAUAGGCGACUCAGCACACGCCCUCUCGUGCCCAUACAAUCCCAACCACCAAGGCUCUCUCCGCUCCCUCCACCGCAACACCAACACCAUGAACAAUCUCCGCGCACAAAACUUGACCAAUCUUAUCCACGGCGGACCGAUCAGUUCUGAACUCGCGGAGGCACGUUUCGAAUGGCGCCAACGCCAGAAUGCCAAGAUGCGAGUCGAGGCUAGAGAGGCGGCCGAGAAGCGCUUGCGUGAGAUGGAGGCGAGUAAGGGGCCGUCGGAGAAGAAGAAGGAGGAGGCGGCUAGGAAGAAGAGGAAGGUUAAUUUGCUGCCGGCUUGGGAGGAGGGUGGGGUGCGAAAGAGAGCUUUUUAG